ACCAAUAUAAUGUCUGGAGGGGGUUCCAGUCUAAGGGUGAACACACGAGGGGAACUAGCUUUCAGAAAACAUCUUGCCGCAAAUAAGAAGGAAACAGUGGAGUCCAGAGAUAUUAGUCCGGCUAAAUAUAUUCAGGCUCCCAGCUGGUCUUUUCCAAAACUUGAAUACUCUUCCAGAAUUCACUUAGAGGAUCAGACAAUGCCAGAGUCAAAGUGGGGUUUAAGAGAUCAGGAGAAGAAACAUCAGGAAGCAAGAAGACGUGAGAUCCUUGUUCUAAUCCAUCAUCAUCUAGUAGAGGAAGGACUUAAAGAAGCUGCUGAUAUACUAGGAACUCAAUGAUUAUAUAAACAUCAAGACUUGGUGAUUUAGAAAUGGCAAAAAUAUACCACAAAGGAUGAUCUUAAAUUUUUGACAUUUUUAGAUUAAACUUAUUUGUGAAUUUUUGUGAACGAGUGAUAGUGAUUAUUAUCUUUAAAAAGGUCUCAACACACCUGUAAUUAGGCCCAAUUUAUGAUUUACAUCUUAUAAACCAUAAAAAGUCUCUUUUAGAUUUCAUUUAAAUUGUUUCUCUAUAUUUGUAUUUCAUAAAAAAUGGCAAAUUUAAGCAGAUUAGUGUUGAGCAAACCAGCCAAAUAUAUUAUCCUCCAAAUGUCGUCUUAGGAUUAAAUUUUGUUUUUCGAACAUAGGGAUAUAAAGUACAGGGCUAGUGAGGUUACCAACAAAGGAUCUGAGACUUCAGAGACGAUUGUACGGUACCAGUACAAAGGUCGGACCCACAAACUUCGGACGCUACAAAAGUCGGACAGUACAAACGUCGGAUUUACAA
Messenger RNA from Eurytemora carolleeae, 826 nucleotides. RefSeq lists its product as uncharacterized. NCBI's taxonomy places the organism in Eukaryota, Metazoa, Arthropoda, Copepoda, Calanoida, Temoridae. The record is from RefSeq and is a predicted model, not a curated record. Gene Ontology annotation, molecular function: protein binding. The coding region runs from base 10 to 339 and encodes 109 amino acids. The transcript is spliced from 4 exons.